AUGAUCAUGGAGGACUUGACCAAGUUGAAAAUCACGUGUACUGGCUUUAUUCGACUGAAGCCCGAUCUUGCGGAACGCAUCAUGGCAACUACUGCCCUCGGACAUGAUGAAUUUUGGUCUUCCGCACUGGCACAAACGCUCCGUGCAUGGAUUGAACCCUUCCUCUUCCGUGCAUCUGCAAUGUUGCCAUCAAAUACGUGCAUGGUACUCAGCAUGAAAUGGGAUGUUCCAGCCACGAUUGUCAGCCUGUCAAAUUUCUAUGUGAAUGGUAUGAGUCCUUGCGAAAUGAAGACGAAUAUGCCACGGAGCUUCUUCGUUAUGGACGCUAAGCUUUGCAAUCCCUCAGACAAUGUUCCUCAGGCAGUAUGUAAGAUGUUCACAUAUGGAAAGUUCUUCGAAGCCUCCUAUAAGCAAUCUGUCGUGCUCUCCAUGGAUCCCUACCACACUCCCGAUGACCAGCUAGUGAACCCUGAGCUAUGGCCCGAUUUAAUUGCUGCUAUUUUGGCACAUUGGAUUGAAAAUAGCUUUGCAGACCUGGGAAGUGAUGAUUGGUUUGAACUGUCACUGGAUCCGGGUAAGGCUUUACUUUCUCCUUCCAAAUUAUUGAUCAUCUCUAGCUCAGACACAGAGAUGCCGAACUCGAAGCACUUCACAGGCUAUGGAAUGCACACUUCCCAAGCCGUGACCUUCCAGUACCUCUACCUAUGUCGCGAUGCCAAACAUAGACAUUGCAAUCUGGAAAUGUUUUAUCAUCAAGACUUUGUUGUGGUGAAAUUCCCAAUGCUCCAUCCCAAGAUGUACGUCGACGCAAAUCUUGCGGAUCUGAACAUCAUCAAGCUGGACAAGAGUUAUCACGAAUUCUGCAUGGAGCUAGAUCAUUCCGCAGCACCGCCAGUGUAG
Messenger RNA from Suillus fuscotomentosus, 900 nucleotides. RefSeq lists its product as uncharacterized. The transcript has 10 exons. Bases 1 to 900 code for a protein of 299 amino acids. The record is from RefSeq and is a predicted model, not a curated record. NCBI's taxonomy places the organism in Eukaryota, Fungi, Basidiomycota, Agaricomycetes, Boletales, Suillaceae.